GUGAUCCUGCGCUCCAACCUCUACUUCGCGCCGGGGCUGUUCCUGGUGCCGCGGUUCGAGGAGGAGCUCCGGUGGAUGUUCCCGGCGAGCGACACGGCGUUCCACCACGUCGGGAGGUACCUCUUCCACCCGUCCAACGAGGUGUGGCAGCUCAUCACGAGCUACUACACGUCGUACAUGGCCAGCAGCUUCCAAGAAAAGAUCGGGCUGCAGAUCACCACCUUCGCCUGGAACCCCGUGCCGUUCGAGGAGUACUUCAAGCAGGUCUCGGCAUGCACGACGAGCCAGGAGAAGAUCCUGCCGGCGGUCGACACGACCCCGGGCGUCCUCCAUGAGGCGGCGGCGUCCAAGGCGGUGCUCGUCAGCUCAGAGCACCCGGAGUACGCCGAGAAGCUCAGGUCCACGUACUACGAGCACGCGACAGUGACCGGGGAGACCGUCAGCGUGCUGCAGCCCGUCGGCGGCGGCGCUGGGAACCUCUCGCGCAACCAGAAGGCGGUGGUGGAGAUGUUCCUGCAGAGCUACUGCGACGUGUCGGUGGUGAGCGGCUGGUCCACCGUGGGGUACGUCGGGCACGGGCUCGCCGGGGUGAAGCCGUGGCUGCUGCUGGCGCCGAGGAACCAGACGGCGGCCGACCAGCCCUGUGUGCAGGCGGCGUCCAUGGAGCCGUGCUUCCACGCGGCGCCGAGCUACGACUGCAGGGCCAGGAAGAAGGGGGACCUCGGCGCCGUUCUCCGGCACGUCAGGCACUGCGAAGACGUCGGCGAUGGCCUCAAACUAUUUGACUGAUUUUUCAAAUGGCCCCAUAAAUUUACAAGCAGGAAAGGGCUGCAGAGUGAUUCAACGGUGUUGUGUGAACUUCUCUUGUUCAACCAAAAAUAAUAGUGUAGUUGUUUUGCUAAAUGUUCUUACUUACUUUAAGCAAAAGGAAUAUAGACCCAACACAUUUCAUUUUA
Messenger RNA from Triticum urartu, 956 nucleotides. The record is from RefSeq and is a predicted model, not a curated record. Lineage: Eukaryota; Viridiplantae; Streptophyta; Magnoliopsida; Poales; Poaceae.